Colletotrichum navitas is the source of this 1029-nucleotide messenger RNA. RefSeq lists its product as uncharacterized. The record is from RefSeq and is a predicted model, not a curated record. Bases 1 to 1029 code for a protein of 342 amino acids. The transcript has 5 exons. Lineage: Eukaryota; Fungi; Ascomycota; Sordariomycetes; Glomerellales; Glomerellaceae.
AUGAUACUGCUCGUUUCCCGGAGCCAAGAGGGCGAGCGGAUGUCGGAGGUCGCCCGCGGGCUCCCACAGCUUCCAGUCAGCGGCCUCACAGCGACGAUUCAGACCGUAACAUGCGUCUUGACGGUUCUUUCUACCCUCGUGGUUGGUCUUCGCGUCUGGGUGAGGCUCAAGCUGUCGGAAUCGAGAAAGAUAUGGGGCUGGGACGACACUUUUGCCGUCCUUGGGUGGGUUUUCUUCUUGCCAUCAGUUGCCUUUAUCCUCCUCGGGACGUGUUAUGGGCUCGGGGCACGCGAUGCUCGAAUCCCCGAAGGACAGCUGGUCUACUACCGAAUCAAGCUUAAGGAAUACAUGUUUUGGUGCGAAGUUGCAUACUUCAUCUCGACAGUCAUGACCAAGCUCUCCGUGUCCAUUAUGAUUGUGCGGUUGAGCACUACCCAAGUAUAUGCGUACAUCAUUUGGGGAAGUAUGACUGUACUAGCUAUUAACUUGUUAGUCUGUAUGGCUAUUUGGUUGGGGAGCUGUUCUCCUGUACCAGCUCUAUGGAACGAGAACCUCGGCCACUGCCGUCUUCGUAACGGAUGGAUACUUGCUGCUUACAUCGGCACUACCGUCCUGGCUAUUGUGGACUGGACAUGCGCAAUCACGCCAUUCUUCCUCAUACGGGGCCUACAAAUGCCAAAACGUCGUAAGGUUUCAUUACAAAUCAUACUGGGUUUGGGCAUCAUCGGCAGCGCUGCCGGACUAGUCCGCUUAGGAUACUACCAUUCAUACGAUACCAAAGCAUAUCCAAAUGAGUCUCUUUAUAAUUGGGGACAGACAGUUUUAUGGUCGGUCAUGGAGGGCGGCUUAGGAGUAACAACCUGCUCCAUGCCACCACUUCGCAAACUCGCUAGCACCUACUUCCGUGGAUCCUCUAACGACGUGAGCGAAAGGUCGACGGGGAACACUGCUGUAGACAGCACGGAACUGAGAACAAUUAGACUCUCGUGUAGCGGAGGAAAGUGGAACCAACUGCCAAGCCACCCUUGA